AUGGCCCCGGCCCCGCCCGGCCUGCGGGUGUCCCAGGAUCCCGGGGUCCCCGCGCCCCACUGUCCGCACGGCCCCACUCUCCUGUUCGUCAAGGGGAAUCAAGGAGAAGAAGCCGCAAGAAGAUUUUACGCGUGCUCAGCCUGUCGGGAUAGGAAAGACUGCCAUUUUUUUCAGUGGGAAGAUGAAAAGUUGUCAAAAGCAAGACUUGCUGCCCGAGAAGCUUACAACCGCAGUUGCCAACCUCCUCUGUCUCACGUGCAGUAUGUGGAAAGGUACUGGAAAUUUAUUCAACUACCCCUUUCCCGAAGGAAGUUUUGCCAGAAUUGUCAACAGCUGCUGCUGCCGGAUGAUUGGGAGACGCACUCAGAGCAUCAUGUACUUGGGGACAUUUCUACUGCCCAGUUAAAAAGGCCCAGUCAACUACUGUAUCCUCUGGAGAACAAGAAGACAAACGCUCAGUAUUUGUUUGCUGACAGAAGCUGUCAGUUCUUGGUAGACUUAGUUUCUACCCUCGGAUUCAAAAGAGUUCUCUCUGUGGGAACACCAAGGCUACACGAGCUGAUCAGAUUGAAAGCAUCGGGCGACAAGGAGUCUGGCGUAAAAAGCCUCCUGCUGGAUAUUGAUUUUAGAUAUUCACAGUUUUAUGCCGAAGACGACUUCUGUCAUUACAAUAUGUUUAACCAUCACUUCUUUGAUGGGAAGGCUUCCUUGGAAAUCUGCCGAAAAUUUCUACAGGAAGACAAAGGCUCAGGAGUCAUUAUGGUGACGGACCCUCCUUUCGGUGGUUUGGUGGAGCCUCUGGCAUUUACGUUCAGGAAGCUGAUUGCUCUGUGGAGAGAGGGUUGUGACAGUGGUGAUAAUAGUGAGGAGCUACCCAUUUUCUGGAUUUUCCCCUAUUUCUUUGAAUCUCGCAUACUCCAGUUUUUCCCAACCUUCAGCAUGCUGGAUUAUCAGGUUGACUAUGAUAAUCAUGCACUUUAUAAACAUGGAAAGACAGGUCGAAAACAGUCACCUGUGCGCAUUUUCAGUAAUAUCCCUCCAAACAAAAUCAUUCUUCCUGCCGAAGAGGGUUACAGGUUUUGUCCCGUAUGUCAGCGAUAUGUUUCUUUGGAGAAUCAGCAUUGCGAGAUCUGCAACUCAUGCACAUCUAAGGAUGGAAGACGAUGGCAUCAUUGCUUCCUUUGCAAAAAAUGUGUGAAGCCUUCCUGGACUCACUGCAGCAUUUGUGGUCACUGUGCUCUUCCAAGUCACGCUUGCCAGCGUGCCGAAGGAGGCUGCUUCAUCUGUGGUGAAGCAGAUCACAAGUGCAGAACGUGUCCUAAUCGCUCCAAACUUAAGAAGACCAACAAAGCUGUCAGAAAGCAGAAGAAAAAAAGGAACAAGAUGAAAAUGGAGACCCUGAGACAUUCUAUGAGUCAUACUACCAUUGUAAGGAAAAAAGAAAAAGACCUAUCGAUAUUCUUGCCGUUGAAUGUUCAGUGACCAAAGAAUAAGAAAGAUUUAUAAAUACA
This is a messenger RNA of Tachyglossus aculeatus (Australian echidna), 1511 nucleotides long. It is a transcript of the gene ZCCHC4, whose product is annotated as zinc finger CCHC-type containing 4. Gene Ontology annotation, biological process: rRNA methylation. Gene Ontology annotation, molecular function: rRNA (adenine-N6-)-methyltransferase activity; nucleic acid binding; zinc ion binding. NCBI's taxonomy places the organism in Eukaryota, Metazoa, Chordata, Mammalia, Monotremata, Tachyglossidae. Gene Ontology annotation, cellular component: nucleolus; cytoplasm. The record is from RefSeq and is a predicted model, not a curated record.